AUGGAGAAAAAUGAUGACUUUCAAUAUUUGGCUCCAAUUGGAAGUCGUGUUUUGUUACAUGAAGAAAGACUUGGAACAAUAAGAUUUGUUGGAAAAUUAGAAAAUAGAGACGGAAUUAGGUAUGGAAUUGAAUUGGAUGAAAAUAUUGGGAAACAUAAUGGUGAAUUUGAGGGAAAACGUUAUUUUCAAACACAAAAAUCAAAAUCAGGUGUUUUUGUAUGGCCUAAAGAUGUAGAGCAUCCCUGUGAUUUGAUAUCAGCAAUAAAAAAUAAAUAUACCCCUACAAUUAAUGAUAAUAAAAAAUUAAUAAAAAGAAUGAAAGGAAAAGAAGUUGAAAUAUUAGUCGAUAAAGAUGUUACUGAGGCACUAUAUGACAUUUAUAGUCUUGAAAGAAUCAGUCUUGAAAAAGUUCCUGUUGGGUUUAUUAAUGAGAGUGACAUUUCUUCAGAUAAAUAUUUUCAUAGAUGUAAAACAUUAUUUAUAAAACAAUGCUUGUUAACGAAAUGGAAUGAUUUAUUUAAUAUUUUAAAAGUAUUUCCAAAACUUGAGGAGUUGAGCGUUUUUGGAAAUAUUUUAGAUGAUCUUUCUAAUCAAUUAUUAUCUGAUAAAAUUGAAAAUUACAGAAAAAUUGUUAAAAAUAUUCAUGUAUUUUCAGUUGGUAAUUGUUCUUUAAACCAAAAUUGUAUUAAUGCUAUACCAUUAGUUUUUGAAAAUCUUACUGAACUUAUAGUUGCUGUAAAUCCUAUAAAUACUUUUUGCCCUUCAACUGAAAAAAAUUUUGACUCUUUAAAAAAACUUAUCUUAGAUGAGUGUGUCAUUAAUGAUCUAUCUAAUUUAAAGGAAGGUUUAUUAAAACUUCCAAAAUUAGAAGAAAUAUCUUUGAUACGUUGUCAGGUGAAUGAUAUUCCGAAUGAUAUUUACAAAUAUUUUCCUUCAUUGAAGUCAAUGUUUCUUAAAUAUAAUAAUAUUGAUAGUUGGAAAUUUGUUAAUAAUAUUAAAAAAAUACCAAAAUUAGAGUUUCUAGAAAUUGAAUUAUCUAGAUUACCAAAAUACAAUGAUGGUGAUGAUGUACUAGAUUUUGUGAUAGCUAAAUGUCCUAAUAUUAAAAUUAUAAAUAAACAUACUAUUACUGGAACAGAAAGAAAUAAAGCAGAGGUAAUUUUUUUGAGAGAUGUACCAGAAAGUGAUCCUGAUCAUGUAGAAGAUAUAGAACGUCUCAAAAAAAUUUAUACUGACAUUGUUUCAUCAACAAGCAAAGACAGGGACUUUACAAAGAUGAAAUUAGGUUCAAUAAAAGUAGAGAUAGUUAAAAAUUCUACCUCAUAUAUAAUUACAGUUCCUUUAUCAUUAACUUUUAAAACUAUAAUACAAGGAGCUUCUAAAAAAAUGUCUUUCUCUAAACUUUCAAUUAAAUCUAUCAAUAUUCAAUUUAAUGAUGAAAUAAUAAGUGUAGAAAAGAAGUUAUUUAAUCAAAGUUUAAAUGAUUUUUUAUAUAAAAUUAAUGAAAACGAUGUUAUUAAAAUAAUACUUAUGGAAUAA
Strongyloides ratti is the source of this 1539-nucleotide messenger RNA. RefSeq names its product Tubulin-specific chaperone E. The record is from RefSeq and is a predicted model, not a curated record. The coding region runs from base 1 to 1539 and encodes 512 amino acids. The transcript is spliced from 2 exons. NCBI's taxonomy places the organism in Eukaryota, Metazoa, Nematoda, Chromadorea, Rhabditida, Strongyloididae.